This is a messenger RNA of Scatophagus argus, 1552 nucleotides long. RefSeq names its product zinc finger and BTB domain containing 8 opposite strand (gene tslig1). Gene Ontology annotation, biological process: tRNA splicing, via endonucleolytic cleavage and ligation. The record is from RefSeq and is a predicted model, not a curated record. The coding region runs from base 126 to 713 and encodes 195 amino acids. The transcript is spliced from 8 exons. Gene Ontology annotation, cellular component: tRNA-splicing ligase complex. Lineage: Eukaryota; Metazoa; Chordata; Actinopteri; Scatophagidae.
GUCAGCAACACGUUACUACAUCCGGAAAUCCCCAUCCAGCCCAUGUUGAUUAUCCUAGCAGAAGCAACUGUUAUGACCAAGACCAGAUUUGAACUUUUUAAACGUUGAACACAGUUACAGCUACAAUGGAUGACCGUGUGCUAGAUCUGACAGAGGCACAGGAAGCUAUAAAGUCAAAAUACCCUCCAAUUAACAAGAAAUAUGAAUACCUGGAUCAUACCGCAGAUGUGCAAAUCCACUCCUGGGGUGACUCUCUGGAAGAAGCCUUUGAGCAGUGUGCCAUGGGCAUGUUUGGCUACAUGACAGACACAGAGACAGUGGAACCGCUUGAUACUGUUGAUGUGGAAUCAGAGGGUGAGGACUUGGAGUCUCUUCUUUUCCACUUCCUAGAUGACUGGUUAUACAAGUUUAGUGCAGACCUCUUCUUUAUUCCCAGGGAGAUCAAAGUUUUGCACAUAGACAGAAUGAAUUUCAAGAUCCGCUCCAUAGGAUGCAAUCACACAGAAAACACACAGAACUGGGAUCUUGAGAGGAACAUGAACAUCACCAGUGUAACUGAAAAGGGACAACAGCAUCUGCAUUUCCUGAGUUGGGGUGAAGAAUUCUCUCUGGAGAAGCAUCCACAGGGGACUGAGGUGAAGGCCAUCACAUACUCCGCAAUGCAGAUCCACGAUAAAGAAAAACCGGAGAUAUUUGCCAUUGUUGAUAUCUGAUGAUAGCUUCAGAGGCAGAGCACACUCCUGGUUAAAUGGAGCUCGAUUAGCUACAUGGCCAGUUUAAGUGGCCUUUUGUGUAAAACACUGAUUAUUGAAUUGUAAACUCUAGUUUUCUACUCGUGGCUUGAAGUGUUUACAAUGAAAGAUCUUUCUUACAGAGUAGUAAUAUAUAUAUUAUAUAUUGCAUUAUUUCAGAAAUUAUAAAAUUUAGAAAUAAAACAGUUGUGAGGAAUGGUGAUGAUAUGCAGAGAAACACAGUGCACGGAAAUAAUAGAACUUGUUUUUAUCACAUUUGUUGACUCAGUUUUACUUGAAAAGUUUUUGAAAAUUCUUUUCUUAAAUUGGAUAGUGUUGAUGCCUUAUUAAUCAUUGUAAAUAAGUCAACAGAUUUUUAUUUUUUUUUUCUGUGGGAUUACAUAAGUGGUUACUAGUAGUUAAAUCUAAAAUCUCACUUUUGAAUCAUUGGUGGAGGUUUGGAGGAUUUGGAGGACAAAGCAGGAACCAAAUGUCACUUUUGAGUUCAGUACAGCAGCAUAUUAGAUGUCAUCAUUAUAAAUCGUAUUUUCUCUUUGAAUGGGUUAAAUUUACUUGCAUACGUAUGCCUUUAAGUAAGUGUAUCAUCAUCAUCCGUGUUAAUUGCACUAUGGCUGAUUGAUUUGGGUUAAUUUGUUGUUACUUUUUGAGCGCACUAAUGCUAAAGAUACAUUGCGGACCUCAUGGGUCUGUGCCUGUUCAAGGGAAUCAAAUUUGCUUCCUAUGAGUCAUUGUUGCAGGACAUUUUCUUCUGUAUUGUAUUGACCGAAUGUCACAGCACAACAAAGAGAUUUCAACCAUAA